Haliotis rubra (blacklip abalone) is the source of this 808-nucleotide messenger RNA. RefSeq lists its product as uncharacterized. Lineage: Eukaryota; Metazoa; Mollusca; Gastropoda; Lepetellida; Haliotidae. The transcript is spliced from 5 exons. The record is from RefSeq and is a predicted model, not a curated record. The annotation marks the transcript as partial.
AAGCGUGCAAACAAGACUGAUGUAAAGUGCAGCUGGCUGAAGAAACCAUAGGCGCCCGCCUCUGAUAUAUUUAUAAGUAUGACCUAGAUCUAUAUGUAUAAGAUAUAAGAAAGCUUUGCAUUGGAUACUCUCACCAGAGCCGAAGAAAAAAUUCCAUGCGUUGGUCCUGUUGAGGAUGUUAUUAUGAGUGCGGGAUAUAUCCAAGCAUUGUGUAAGGGGACAUUUUGGCUAAGACCCUUCUCCUUUCACCAGAGAAAGUGAAGACCAUAGCAUCAGCUACCUCAGAAGCAAUCCUAUGUGGUCUGUCGUACGUAGACACAGGAUUACUUCAUCAAACUUUGGAUUGAAUUUGAGAGCUAUCCAAAGAAACAGCUACCCACCAGAGUGACCUUCAUUUUGGAAACGCCUCAGUUCCCCCUACAACUUGGAGAAGGACUCAAUUGCAUGGGGGAUCAACCAUGAAAGGAACGCUAUUGACCAGUAUCGUAAACCUGGGGCUAAGGUUGAAGAAACGGGCAUAUGGCUUCACGAAUCAGGAAUUCUCGGCGCUUCACCAGAUGGAAUUGUGGUUACCCCAAUUCCACAGUCUGCAACACCACCACCAGACAUCAUCGAAGUUAAAUGUUCAUUUUCUGCCAGAGACAAGCCACAGUUGGAUGCCAUUGGUCAAAAGAAUUUUUGCUUAGUCAGAACUGAUGGGAGAAUUGCCAUGCCAAAUGGCCAUGAAUACUACUAUCAGAUCCAAGGCCAACUGUACAUCAUUGGGAAGACAUGCUGUGACCACCUCAUUUGGACACCCGGUGGACUU